AUGGCAGACGGGAUUCAUUCUACAGGCCGUGGAGGCGCUGGCAACAUCGGUCGUGAUGACACGAUGUGA
This is a messenger RNA of Aureobasidium uvarum, 69 nucleotides long. The record is from the annotation of a GenBank genome assembly. NCBI's taxonomy places the organism in Eukaryota, Fungi, Ascomycota, Dothideomycetes, Dothideales, Saccotheciaceae.